This is a messenger RNA of Linderina pennispora, 1450 nucleotides long. Its product is annotated as citrate synthase. Lineage: Eukaryota; Fungi; Kickxellomycota; Kickxellomycetes; Kickxellales; Kickxellaceae. The record is from RefSeq and is a predicted model, not a curated record. Gene Ontology annotation, biological process: carbohydrate metabolic process; tricarboxylic acid cycle; citrate metabolic process. Gene Ontology annotation, cellular component: mitochondrial matrix. The transcript is spliced from 3 exons. The coding region runs from base 20 to 1426 and encodes 468 amino acids.
UUUAUACACAUUAGCCACAAUGUUCGCUCUGCGCACUGCCAACAACGUCUCUGCUCGUUCGGCCAACCUUGCCCCGGCUAUCGCCGCACUGGCCCGCUUCAAGUCCACCGCCUCGUCCACCUCGUCGCUGAAGCAGCGUGUCCAGGAGCUCAUCCCCGAGAAGGUCGCUGAGGUCAAGGAGGUCAAGCAAAAGUACGGCGAUCGCGUCCUCGGCGAGACCACUGUCAACAUGGCUUACGGUGGCAUGCGCGGCAUCAAGGGUAUGAUCUGGGACACCUCUCUGCUCGAUGCCAGCGAGGGUAUCCGCUUCCGCGGCAUGACUAUCCCCGAGGUCCAGGAGUCGCUGCCCAAGGCCGAGGGCACCACUGAGGUCACCCCCGAGGGUCUGUUCUGGCUCCUGCUUACCGGCGAGGUCCCGACCCUGGCCCAGGCCCAGUCUGUCACCGACGAGCUCAACUCGCGCGCUGUCCUGCCGUCGUUUGUCGAGGAUCUGAUUGACCGGUGCCCCAACACACUGCACCCGAUGUCGCAGUUCUCGAUCGCCGUCAACGCCCUCCAGCAUGAGUCCAAGUUUGCCAAGGCGUACCACGCCGGCAUCAACCGCAAGGACUACUGGGACCCGGUGUUCGAGGACUCGCUCGACCUGCUGGCCAAGCUGCCGCUCGUCGCCUCGCGCAUCUACCGCAAUGUCUUCAAGGACGGCAAGUACGGCGCCAUCGACACCUCGGUUGACUACUCGCAGAACUUUGCCAACCUCCUCGGGUUCUCGGAGAACAAGGAGUUUGCCGAUCUGAUGCGCAUGUACCUCGUCAUCCACUCUGACCACGAGGGCGGCAAUGUCUCGGCUCACACCACCCAUCUUGUCGGCUCUGCCCUGUCCGACCCGUACCUGUCGUUCGCUGCUGGUCUCAACGGCCUCGCCGGUCCGCUGCACGGCCUUGCCAACCAGGAGGUCCUCCGCUGGAUCCUUGACAUGACCACCGCCCUGGGCACUGAGACCCCGACCGAGGACCAGAUCCGCGACUACUGCUGGAAGACCCUGAACUCGGGCCGCGUCGUGCCUGGCUACGGGCACGCCGUGCUGCGCAAGACCGAUCCGCGCUACAUGGCCCAGCGCGAGUUUGCGCUCAAGCACCUGCCCAACGACAACCUGUUCAAGACCGUGUCGGCCAUGUACAAGGUUGUUCCGGGAGUCCUGACCGAGCACGGCAAGACCAAGAACCCGUGGCCCAACGUCGAUGCCCACUCGGGUGUCCUCCUCCGUCACUACGGCCUUGUCGAGCAGGACUUCUACACUGUCCUGUUCGGUGUGUCGCGCGCCUACGGUGUCCUGGCCCAGCUCAUCUGGGACCGCGCCCUCGGUCUGUCGAUCGAGCGCCCCAAGUCGCUGACCACCGAGUCCAUCCGCAAGAUGUUCGAGAAGUAAGCGCUCCAAAAGUAACACUCUUCU